This is a messenger RNA of Microbotryum saponariae, 3169 nucleotides long. The record is from the annotation of a GenBank genome assembly. NCBI's taxonomy places the organism in Eukaryota, Fungi, Basidiomycota, Microbotryomycetes, Microbotryales, Microbotryaceae.
AUGGCCUCUGGGUACUCACAAGACAAAAGAACAGCAACAUCGAACACCGGAUCCACUAUGUCAGGCUACCCCCAUGACACGCCUUCGACGUCGAUGCUCGCGGCAGACGAGGACGACGUGCACGUGAGCCCGAACUCGAGCCCGGCCGGUGGGGCCAGCUCGGAUAAGUGGUUGCUGCUACCACAAACGCCACCCAUCACGCUCGACCACAUUGGAAACAGUCCAGUACACGUACUUUCAUCAUCCCCCCCGUUCGAAUCUCUCUCUUCCUUGCGCCGACGAGCUUCCAUGGCGAUGUCCAGCCUGCCGCAAACUCGCCGCGCCGAUGGGGACGAUCAGAUCUCGGUGGCAGGUGAGACCGAUCUCCAGCGAGACGUCCGAUCGGAAUCCAUGGGGCCGUCUGGUCGCCCACACUGUAUUCUGUGGCAAUCAUCUACGCUGUCUUCCUCCGUUUUUGACAAAGGCAAGGGUGUUGCUGUCGUCGAAGAGGAGCGAUCCCCGGACUGUGCCGUCACGGAGGCUCGUGCUCCCGGCACCGACGCCGAGCAAGUGGGGCAACGGCGCGAGCACUGGACGGCGACCUCCACCGGUGUUACCGCAUCACAGUAUCUCGCAGGUCCAUUAGUAGCCGGACUCUCCCAGAGCCUAGCAUCCUCGUCCGAACGAUCCAUGUUUGCACAAGAUGAUGCACACUCGGCGGCAUCGUCGAUAGCGCCAUGGCCUGCACCGACUGAGAUCCUGCGACUCGAUCCCACCCCCACACCACUCGCGGCGGCCAUCGGCACGAGCAUCGAUGGCGAUGAGGGGUCGGCAGCGUCCAACACCGGCUGGGCCACCCCAUGUGCCUCGACAUCUGAGAUGAUGCACAUUUCCUUAACUGAACUGUCGAUCCAAUUGACGUACGUGGAACGAAUGCAGAACGACCUUCCCUCGCCCAGGGCACAAUUUUCCAGUCACCGAGCCAAGCCGCCGCGUCGCUUCUCCAAAUCCUUCACCACCGCCUUGUCGCGAGCCUCGCCCUCGAGCAGAACUAGACCGCCCACACCAUUCAGGCUGGAUUCAACCUCUUCCCUGGCAGGCAUGACCACUUCGGCCAGUGCAUCACCACUGACUCCGUCGCCUUCCCCAGCUCGCAACGGAGGGAGUGGUGCGCGCCACCGCGGAGAGCUCCUAGAGCUUUCAACUUCUGAAGCAUCGUCCGCUUCGACACCUUUCGUGGACAAGUCACCCUCGUCCGACAUUUUCAGGGUACGAGCACGAUCACGCUCGCUGCCCGUCAUGCUGCAGAAACCCUUGCGCGUCACUCCUGUGGUUCAAGUCGACUCCCGGCGGGCCAAGGAGCUCAACAGGCUGCUGGAGUCGGAUUUUGUAACGGUCUUGUCGAGUCCGACCCUCGAAUCGUCCCCAGUCGUUGAUUCGGAUUCAGAUCCGCAGUCCAAGCCCAGGGACAUAUUUGGGACGCUUCCUUACGAGGUGCAGGCUCGGAUCUUAUGCUCCCUCGUCCACAUCCAUAUCGACGAGCACGAACGCCUGGUCGCGGAUGGCAAGUGGCGUGGUCCAGUCGUACUGCGAACUAGAUGGCGCGGUGAAGCCUCUGGAAGGCGAGAGCUGGUCAAAUGUGCUCGUGUAAGCUGAUCGAGGCUCCUGUCUUCGAGCUUGUACUCGCCUGACUGGAGAGUAACCCGCCCGUCUUUCCGCAGGUGUCUCGGCUUUGGAGAAAUCUCGCCUUUGACGGGCAGACUUGGCCCAUACUCGACGUAGCAUCCAUCGGUCCCGACGUGUUCUCCUCUCCUGCAUUGUUGCGACUCGCCGAAGGCGCCGGCACCUUUGUUCGAAAGGUGGAUCUGUCCAACAUGGCGCAGACGACUGGUUAUACGAUCGUCGAAAUGACCCGACUCGUGGGUAGCGAAAGGGGGCAGACGAACUUGACCUCAAUUAACUUGCAAGGUGAGGACAACCAACGCUUCCAUUCCUUUGGGUCAACAUAAAUUUGACCGUCUAUCCACGCCCAGGCUGCUCUUCGAUCAGCAAUAGCUCACUCGCGUUCCUCCUCGCGCGCUCGCCAAAUCUCCGAAAACUCAACUUUCUUGCGCUCGCGGCGGUAGACGACGAAACACUCCGGAUUCUGGGCAAGUCUGCUCAAAAUCUCGAAGACCUCAACGUCAGUCGGUGCAGCGUCCUCCACGCCACGAGUUUAUACUUCAUCACGAGCCCACUCAAGCGACUCGGUGCAAGUCGAAUGCACAGUGCAAGUGACCGCGUUAUCGGGGAAGUGUUGAGACGACAAACCGCGCUUGAAAGCCUAGACUUGUCCUCGAGCCAUCGCCUCACUGAUCAAGUUUUCCAGUCGAAUACUUCCCUAUCGAGUCUGGAUGCCUUGCGCCACCUCAACCUCAGCUCGUGCCGACUGCUCACGGACGAGACGCUAGCAUGUCUGGUCGAUCACGUACCACAUCUUGAAACAUUCGAAAUCGCAUACAAUCGUCAAAUUGGAGCCAACGAUGCUUUAAAACGGCUUCUGCACUCGACUCCGCUGUUGAAGCGGCUCGAUCUCGAAGGCAGCAUCGUGCUCGAAGAUGCCGCGCUUUCGGGAGUGGCGAAUUGUUCUGACCUUCCCGAGCUUGAAUGGCUCGUCCUCUCGGGGUGUACGACCUUGACUCAACAAUGCCUGGCGAGUAUUGCUCGAUCACAAGGUCUACCGAAGUUGAAGAUCCUCGAACUGGACGGGACCCACAUCGAUGAAGUAUCCAUCGCCUCCUUCGUCAUCCGGCAGCACCAAAAACAUCUCCAGCCGUUCUCGCCACAAUUGCCCUCGCCGGACGGCUCCUUACCCUGCUCAGCGCAAGAACUUCCGUCCAAAAUUUCGAUCUUGGACGCGCACUUUCAUACGCGCCGACUUCAACGUCAAUUGAGUCGUCACAUCCGAACGCGCGACGGUCGACGAGGCUACGAGUUCCGUCACUUCGCCUACGCAGAUUUCGACACCGUAGUACCUCAAGAGUCGACCUGGUCCAUCAAUCCGGCCAUACAAGAGCUCGAGGGCUCGACAAGAGUCGUAUUGAGGUCGUUUGAAGGGAAUGCAGAUGUCGAUGGGCUACAUUCGAGGACUGGGCCGAGUCGUGCCAGGACUUGGAGCGGAUCGGGUAGGACGGGUUGUAUUGUUUCAUAG